AUGAAAUAUCUCGGCUGUAAUCCCCCUAAAAGAGGUUACAAACGAGCAGUGUAUAUCAUAUUCGCCAUUUUUCACAUUCUAUGCAUAUCCAUCGUACUGAACGCUCUCGAUUGGCUGGAAUUCGUCAGGGUGUUCAGAUACAACGACAUGAAAUUGAUAAUGCUACGAGCCACUAUGGUUCUCUUUUCGCUAGUCAUGGGCCAAAGGAUAUUGUUGUUCGCUUGUACUUUCAAAAAGUACCAAAUUAUUAAAGAUGCGGUGAAAAGAUCGUCCUUCAACUUCGAAUGCUUUGGAAUUAAUAACAUCAAUGUGGAUAGCGUUUCUAAUGGUUCCUGUAGAAAGGAGAAAUUGUCGUUUAGUUCCAUUUGGACGGGAGCUAAGUUGUCUUUUUCCGAAUCAAACGAACUGGAAUCGUUUCGUUUAAAAAGUAUGGUGGAGAUGGGAGCGCGCUGCUCGGCAAUUUUAAACGCAGAAAUCGCAUUGUGCGUAAUACUUUCGAUAUUCUGGAAUUACAAGGAAACCCAUGGCGAAUUGUUCGAAGAUUACAAUCCGUAUUUGAACAAAACUUCCUUGUACAGGAAAACUCAACUUCGGUUUUAUAUGCCUUUCGAUUCUUCUUUGGAAGGUCACGAUGCUUUGGCCACUUGCGUUACCUUAUACACUCGAUUUGGGAUAUUAUUGCUAUUUUUACCAAUUGAUAGCGUGCUGCCCUCUAUCUUAGCUUUUUUAAUAGCUCAAACCAGAAUUGUACAAGAAGCGUUUAAAUAUGUCGAUAAAAAUAUAAGCCCAUCACAAAGUCCCAGAAAUGUGUUUUUAAUAAAAGAAAUAAGAAUUGUCAAAUGUAUCAACGAAUUGCAGGAGAUAUACAGGAUCCUGGAUAUGCUUCAAAAUUUGUACAGCUUCCAAACGUUACUACAGUGUGGACUUGGAACAUUUUUAUUGUGUACUUUAGGCUAUAUUGCUCCAAUGGUAAGCGAUGGGUCAGAACUUUUCUGCUUCGGAACGUUUUUGAUUGCUGUCACCGAAGAAAUAUUCAUAUUAUCAUACGUUUCUAAUACUCUAACAAUUGAACUUCAAAAUGUAGCGAUAGAUCUCUACAACAUCGAAUGGGACUCUUAUCCAAUAAGAGUGAAAAAACUCAUCGAAUUUACUUUGAGGCGUAUACAAAAGCCCGCUAGUCUGACAGCCUGCAAACUUUUUAACAUCGACUUAGCGGUUUUCAUUCAAAUGUUGCAAACGGCUUAUUCAUUUUACACUGUAAUAAGCAGUACAAGUGAAAAAUUGGUGGCUUAA
Messenger RNA from Phyllotreta striolata, 1293 nucleotides. The record is from the annotation of a GenBank genome assembly. NCBI's taxonomy places the organism in Eukaryota, Metazoa, Arthropoda, Insecta, Coleoptera, Chrysomelidae.